This is a messenger RNA of Plasmodium reichenowi, 1671 nucleotides long. RefSeq lists its product as hypothetical. The record is from RefSeq and is a predicted model, not a curated record. The coding region runs from base 1 to 1671 and encodes 556 amino acids. The transcript has a single exon. NCBI's taxonomy places the organism in Eukaryota, Apicomplexa, Aconoidasida, Haemosporida, Plasmodiidae. Gene Ontology annotation, molecular function: sulfurtransferase activity; tRNA binding. Gene Ontology annotation, biological process: tRNA wobble position uridine thiolation. Gene Ontology annotation, cellular component: cytosol.
AUGAAUGAAGAAAAUAUAUAUCUAGAAAAUACAGUAACAAAGUACGGAGAUAUGGAAAAAAUAAAAAUUGCUCCUUUAUGUUAUAAAUGUAAAAAAAAUUAUGCCGUAGUUUUUACAAGAGAAAAAUCAUGUAAAGAGUGUUUUUUACAGUUAGUUGAAUAUAACUUUAAAAAUACAUUAAGGGAAAAAUGUUUAUUUAAAAGUAAAACAAAAUUUAAUCAAUCUAAUAAACGACAUGUAAUACAAAAUAAUGUAAAAGAGAAAGAGGAAUUGAAUACACAAAAUGAAAAAAGGUUUAUAAAUGAACAAGGGGAUAAUAAAAAUAAGAAACCUGUUGUUAUAAAUAAUAACUCUGAUAUUGUAAGUAGCCAUUUAGAUACCCUAGGAAAAAAUAGCACAGACUCAAAAAAGUUUAUUCCUAAUAAUAUGGAAAAAAAUUCCGUAGGUGAAAAAAUAUUCAAUGAUUUUAAUAUCUGCAAAGAAAAGAAAAAAAGAACAUCCGUUGCUUUUUCUGGAGGUAUAUAUUCAUCAUUCCUUUUGUAUGCAUUUGUAAAAUAUUUAAAAAAUGUCAAGAAUAGACAAAGUGAUUCAUAUAUAAGCAAUGAACAUGCGAUUUUUAAUGAAAUAAUUUUCGUAGAUAUAUACGAUGAUAUCAAUUAUAUAUAUAAAUUAAUAAAUAUUAUUACGAAUAUAUUUAAUAUGUUAGAUGUGGAACAAAAUAAAUCAAACAUAAAUAUUAAUAAAAUUGAUAUAAAGAAUGAAAAUGAAAACACAAUAAUAAAGCCUAAAGAAAACAUAUGUUUUGUUAAUGGUGUAUACAAAAAACAAAUAAACAAAAUACAUUUUGUAGUAAUAAAAAAUAACUAUUUUAUUAAUGAUAUAUAUAAAGAUGCUUUUAUAUUAAAUUAUCAUAAUUUAAAAACAAAACAAAAUAAUUAUUAUAUUCAAUAUAUAAAUGAAUUAAUUAUAUAUAAUAAUAUAUUUACAUAUUGUCAUAAUGAAAAUAUUCAUUAUGUUCUUAUUGGUGAUAAUGCAAAUAAUAUAGCAAAUAAAACUUUUUUAUAUACAAUCUAUGGAUAUGGUAUUAACAUACCUACACAUACAUCCUAUAUAGAUUUCAGACAUAAUGAUAUAUUAUUUAUUAGACCUUUAAAAGAUUUAUUAAGUAAAGAAAUAUAUAUAUAUUCUUAUUAUAAAAAUAUAGAAUAUUUAAAUAAUAAUAUUUCUAAUAAUAACAUAUUAUAUAAAACAGUAAAUGAUAUGUUAUUAAAUCUGGAUAACAAUAAUUAUAACGUUACUUCUAUAAUUAAUAAUACUACAAAUAAUUUAAUUAAUGUAAUGCAUAUAUUUAAUACAUGCCAGUAUAAUAUAAAUAAUACUAAUAAUAAAAAGCAAGAUUAUAAUCAAGUUACACAAUUGUUAUCAUCAGAUGAAUAUUCAAACAAAAAUUAUAAUAAUUCAAAUAUCUCUUGUAAUAUCACAAAAAAUAUGUGCUUAAUUUGUUACGGUAAUAAGGAGAAUAUGGAACAAAAAAAAUUAAUUAUAAAAUUGAAUAAAGUACAAUUAGAUAAUAGUAAAAGUAUGAAAUAUAAAGACUUCAUAUGUUCGACAUGUUUAUGUAUCUUUUCAUCAAAUAACCAUUUCGUAAAACUAUAUAACUGUUUUUUUUAA